Messenger RNA from Pestalotiopsis fici W106-1, 1488 nucleotides. RefSeq lists its product as uncharacterized. Gene Ontology annotation, molecular function: FAD binding. The record is from RefSeq and is a predicted model, not a curated record. The transcript is spliced from 5 exons. Bases 1 to 1488 code for a protein of 495 amino acids. NCBI's taxonomy places the organism in Eukaryota, Fungi, Ascomycota, Sordariomycetes, Amphisphaeriales, Sporocadaceae.
AUGCAAUUAUUAAAGUUGUUUCUUUUGCUAGGAGCCCAGUCUCCUGUUGGUCACACUGCUGCUGCCUACCAGAAGAGCAAUAGCUCGUGUACAGAUGCUUGCUCCAAGCUCUCCCAAGUCUUUCCAACAGCUCUUCAUUACCCCAAUACGGAUAAUUUCACCAUCUGGGACGCCAAACAGCAAGAAGUCGUCUCCGCAUGUCGCCUACAGCCUGCUAAUGCAUCCGAAGUCUCCAAGGCGCUGCUGAUUCUCCGCGAUACGGGAUGCCAAUUCGCCGUCAAGGGUGGCGGCCACUCGAGAAGUCCGAAUGACUCCAAGUCCGUCGGUGGUGUUACCAUCGAUCUCGGUCGUAUCGUCGACGUCGCAGUCGCCACGGAUGAGAACAGUGCACGCCUAGGAGGAGGUUUGAACUUGAGGCAGGCAUUUAAAGCUCUUGAAGCAUACAACAUAUCUUUCGCGGGCGGCAGAGUCGCGUCUGUGGGUCUCGGUGGUUUCACACUGGGCGGUGGCAGCUCUCCCUUUUCACCGCGGCACGGAUGGGCGUUGGAUAAUGUGCUGGAAUAUGAAAUUGUACUCGCCAACGGGACUAUAUCCGCCGCUUCCGAGACCAGAAAUCCUGAUUUGUACUGGGCUCUCCGUGGCGGUAGUAACAACUUUGGCAUCGUGACCGCCUUCACCUUUGAAACGUUUCCCCAGGGCCAAGUUUUCAACGGGAGAUCGACUUACGGACAGAACCAGACGGAGCAAGUACUGGACAAAGUCUACGAUCUAUUCUCAAGCCGAGAUUCCCUUAGCGACCUAUCCAUGGGCUAUGACCUAUAUUAUUCGUACAACGGCUCUGCCGCGAGCUUCACCAUGUUGGGCGUCCAGAGGUAUACAGAGCCCGUUACCAAUGCUUCGGUUUUUGAAGCCAUCAAGACAAUCCCUACCCUGACGCGAACCCAGACGAUUGGGUACAUGUCUGACUUGGUGUCUAACCCGGCCCUGGGUACAAUACGCCAUUGGUUCGGCACCGUGAGCAUGCGGCCGUCGCGCGAGAUGAUGAGCCAGGCCCUCGCCAUAUUUGAAGACGAGGUCGAGAAGAUUCAGACAGUGACGGGCCUGUCUGCCAAUUUUGUCACUUACACGCUGCACCCAAAUGCAAUCAGCAAGAUGAAGAGUCGAGGCGGUAAUGCACUGGGAAUUGACCAAGACGAGCCUCUAAUUCUUAUUUUAAUCUCGACGGAUUGGACCUCAAGUGACGGGGACGUGGCCGUGGAAUCUAUGACAACGAACGUCUUGGACCGCAUCGCCGCAGCUGCCCAAGAGCUACAAGUCUAUCACCCCUUCAUGUACGUCAAUUAUGCAUACGCCGGGCAAGCCGACAAAGUGUUUUCCGGCUAUGGCGAGGAGAACCGGCAACGUUUGAAGGAUAUCCAGAUAUCGGUCGAUCCGGAUGGCAUUUUUACAUCACAGGGCCUUUGGAGAGGUUUCAUGAAAUUGUCUUGA